AUGCAUUCCGCGUUGAACGAACGGCCAAAUAUUCGCGAGACUCUGAUUCUAUUUCCUCUCUCCCCUGAGAGAAAAACUGAGGAAGAAGAUAACUUCAAGGAGGAGCGAGUUCCCAGCGCUGCGGUCGAAGAAGGUCCUCGGCCUCUAAAGCGUUUGAUGAACGUCAGUACCCGCAAGAAUUAUAAUCAACAUCCCGCGGAGUUUCAUGCCAAUGCCAUUCAGCAAGAUCAACCCGAAUUUUACUCAGGAGCCACCUUGCCGGCAUGGAUGACAAGUCAUUCACUUCCGAGCGCUCCGGUUGAGGAAGCCGAUGGCCGGCCCUCAAAACGUCCACUGGACAUCAACGCCCCCGACAAAAAUAAUGGCCAUCCCGAAGAGGUCCAGGUUAUUCGGCAAUCACCAUCAUCCAUAUCUCACUCAGGCUCUACCUUACCGACAUGGAUGACAAGUACGCGAUCUAAAAAACCCGAUCUACCUCAACAUCAGCAUCCUGAUUCUGAAUCAUCGCCAGUACUUCAAAACAAUCCCCCAGCUUCGCAUCCUCUACCUUCGAUACCCGAAACUUCCCACCAGAAAUCGAAAGGAGCUAAGUUGAGCCUUAAACGGAAGAGCACUACACCGAAAGACUCUCCUCUUUUGAACGGCGGAAGUGGGAGUGCCACUGACAAGAGUCUUCCUCCGCACCCGUUCCAACAUAGAACCAUUGAGGAUCAGAAAUGGUCUGAAUUGCGCGACAGUAUGCAACUCAACACAGGUCACUCCUGUCAAAUUUUAAAUUGGACACCACAUGUGAUCAACCCCAAAGCUGCUCUUGUUUCCCAUUUCAUGGCGAAUGAAUUCCUGAAAUCAAUAUCAUCCUUUUCAGUCAGAAGUACAUUGCAAUCGAUGCACGCGUCGCAUCAAAUCUUGAUCCCUUUCGUUUACGGACUGAUGAUCAAGCCACUGACAGUUGAGAGUUGGGCGCGAAUCGUUUUGGUAUGGCGGAACUUUUGGUACGAUAAAUCAGGGAAACUGCUAGAACCGCCGGCUGAAGUCUUGCGAAAGUUUCUUUGGAUCUCGGAUCUCAUUUCUGAAUCAGUGAUGCCAGAAUUGUUUGAAAAUGCACUUGGAAGAGUCGAGGGUGCCAAACUACCAAACUCUCUUCACCUUCUAACUCAUGAAGCUAGGAUCAUCAAAUUGCUAUCAGAUGGAAGACGUCAACUAGAUUACAUCACUGCAGACCAGCAACAAGCAUUGCUUCACAUGAAAGCCAAAUUAGCUGAGGAAAAUAUCCACAAGAUUCAAGAAGCCGACCUACCUGAAAAUCAAAUCCUUUCCUCGUCGCGCGUGAUGACCAUCCUGGAUAGAUUAAAACAAAAGACUCGAUUGAUCAACCCUCCCCAUUCAGAUAUGGAGAAUAUAAGAGAAAGAAUCCACAAGGAGUCCGCAUCUUUCUGGGACGAAAACCUCUGGGUACACUACAUCAACCCUCGAAAUCCCCUAGCUAUGUUUGGUACCAUGGGAACUUUGCCGCAUCUUACUGGUUGCCCUGUUGAUUUCAAGACAAAGCUUGUGGAAUUUUUUCAGAUUCUGGAUUUUGAUCCGAUCAGUUUUGCAAGAUCUCCUGUAGGGACAAAUCCAUGGGAAAUGGACAAUCUUCUGAGGAUGGUUGAUAGGCGAAUCAAAGACAUCAACGCUGGAAAGCUUUCGAGACCGAAAGGGUUUCUCCCGGAAGUAUUAAAUACUGUCUUUUGUGAAGAAUAUAAAACAUUAGUCACCAAAAAACAGGUUAAAGCCCUAAGUCCUAUCAAAAACCAUGAUCAAGUUUAA
This is a messenger RNA of Puccinia graminis f. sp. tritici CRL 75-36-700-3, 1809 nucleotides long. RefSeq lists its product as uncharacterized. The record is from RefSeq and is a predicted model, not a curated record. The transcript has 2 exons. The coding region runs from base 1 to 1809 and encodes 602 amino acids. Lineage: Eukaryota; Fungi; Basidiomycota; Pucciniomycetes; Pucciniales; Pucciniaceae.